Lycium ferocissimum is the source of this 2095-nucleotide messenger RNA. RefSeq names its product probable zinc metallopeptidase EGY3, chloroplastic. Bases 118 to 1887 code for a protein of 589 amino acids. The transcript is spliced from 6 exons. The record is from RefSeq and is a predicted model, not a curated record. Lineage: Eukaryota; Viridiplantae; Streptophyta; Magnoliopsida; Solanales; Solanaceae.
CUUGUUCUCCAACUUUCUAGACAUCUCUCUGACAAUUCCUAUCGAGAAUCUCCUCUUCCUUAAAAUGGCUUCCACUGUGUUUCCUCUUCACUUCAGAACAUUCUUCAUCACCUUAGCAUGGCAACUCUUUGUACUACUUCAUCAUCGUCAUCUUCUUUUUCUUCUUCUUGGUCCCUCAAAAACAGCCCCAACUCCCAUUACCUACCUUCUAUUUCUUCAAUUUUCAAAUACUCCUCACUUUGCCCAAAGCCCCACUUCUCAUUUUCACUAUAUUCCACUGACAACCCAAAAAGAUUGAAUCUUUAUGUUCCUUCUAAAAAAAGAUUAGAUUUUUAUGUUAAAGCUGUGGAAAAAGAAGAUGAGAAUGAAUCUUCUUCUGUGGCUGUAGCUUCAGAAGAAAAUGAUUCUCCAAAGAAAGAGGAGCAUAUUCAUGAGGGUGAGUCUGAGUUAGAGAGGAUAGAGAGGGAGAAACAACAAGAAAUGGAUUGGAAGACUGAUGAGGAAUUCAAGAAGUUUAUGGGGAAUCCUUCAAUUGAGGCUGCUAUAAAGCUUGAGAAAAAGAGAGCUGACAGGAAGCUUAAAGAGCUUGAUAGUGAAACAAGUAGCAACCCACUUGUGGGGUUCUUUAAGAACUUGGUUCGUGGUAGCUUGUCCAGAGAGAAAGAGAGGUUGGAAAAAGCAGAAGAGGCUUUUGUAGCUCUUGAUCUUAACAAGCUAAGGAAUUGUUUUGGCUUUGAUACUUUCUUCGCGACUGAUGUGAGGAGAUUUGGAGAUGGGGGAAUUUUCAUUGGAAACUUAAGGAGGCCUAUUGAUGAAGUAAUACCCAAAUUGGAGAAGAAGUUAUCAGAUGCUGCUGGAAGGGAGGUCGUCUUGUGGUUUAUGGAGGAAAAGAAGGAUGAUAUUGUAAAGCAGGCUUGUGUGGUACAACCGAAGUCGGAGAUUGAUCUUCAAUUUGAGUCAACCAAAUUAAGCACCCUGUGGGGUUACUUCAGUGCGGUAGCUUUGGCCGUAACAACUUUUGGCACUAUAACUUUGACCAGUGGUUUCUUCCUUAAGCCUGAUGCUACGAUUGAUGAUUACUUGGCCAACGUUGUACCUCUUUUUGGUGGCUUCUUGACCAUUUUGGGAGUUUCAGAGAUAACCACAAGACUAACUGCUGCGCGCUAUGGUGUCAAACUUAGUCCAUCUUUUCUUGUUCCGUCCAGUUGGACUGGGUGCCUGGGUGUCAUGAAUAACUAUGAAUCCCUGCUACCAAAUAAGAAGGCUUUAUUUGAUAUUCCAGUUGCUCGUACAGCAAGUGCAUAUUUGACAUCACUAAUUCUUGCAGUUGCUGCUUUUGUGGCUGAUGGAAGCUUUAAUGGAGGAGACAAUGCACUGUACAUAAGACCUCAGUUCUUUUAUAAUAAUCCUUUGUUCUCCUUCAUUCAAUAUGUUGUCGGGCCAUAUACUGAUGAUCUUGGGAAUGUGCUGCCUUAUGCCGUUGAAGGUGUGGGAGUUCCUGUUGAUCCCCUUGCUUUUGCUGGUCUUUUAGGUAUGGUUGUUACCUCUUUGAACCUCUUACCAUGUGGAAGACUAGAAGGUGGGCGCAUCGCACAAGCUAUGUUUGGCAGGAGCACUGCUACUUUGUUAUCUUUCGCGACUUCCCUGUUGCUAGGGAUAGGUGGUCUAAGCGGAAGCGUGCUAUGUCUAGCAUGGGGACUCUUUGCAACCUUCUUUCGCGGGGGAGAGGAAGUCCCUGCCCAAGACGAGAUCACCCCUCUUGGAAAUGAGAGAUUUGCUUGGGGCUGUGUACUCUUCUUGAUGUGUUUCUUAACCCUUUUCCCCAACGUUGGUGGCACAUUCUCCAGCUCAUUUUUUGGUGCUCCAUACUUCCGUGGUGAUCUGUGAUCAAGAAUUAGUGUAUGUACUUAUAGGAAUACUAGUUCCUGAAAGCCAUGAGUACUCAAAAAAGUUUUAAAUAGAAAAAUAUAAUUUGUGUUGCGUUCUCUUCUGGAACAACUCCUUUAAUAUGGUUGCUUCUUAAUUAUGUAUUACUAUUAAUUAUUUAAGUUGGUCCAAAAUUGGAUAACUUACUAAAAGAAUUGUUUAUGAGAAA